CUGGCAAUUGGUUAUCCCGUCACAUGUACUACAGUAUACGUUCUAGCCUUGUGAGAUACGCGAGUAAUUCUGACGAUUUCGUUCGUUUCAAUUUUUAUUGGUACGUAAGUAAUAUUUUUAAUUAAAAUUUUAAUAUUGUCUCGUUAAAUUAUAUAUUAGAUUAUAAUAUAUCUAGAUAUUUUCCUAAAAUGCCUAGUUAAUAAUUGUUGGUGCAUUUAUGCCAGUAAAGAAAACGUAGAGAUAACUUAUUUUUAAGUAAAGAUACAAAAUUAUUAUCUAUAGGCCGUAUAUUUACCUAUAUUAACAAGGAAAAAUCAAUUAAAUGUUGUUGGUACCUAUAAAGUUUUACAACUAUCGUAAUAUAGGUACUUAUUUGAAAUAUUUGUUUAUUUAGUAAAUAAUUCUGGCAUAGAUUAUAUUAUAUUAUGUAUUUAUGUUUAGGCAAAGAUUUUUAUUGACAACUUUACCUGCCUAUAAACAUAUUUUGUUCAAGUUUUUAAAAAUAAUAUCUACGAAUACUAAUUUAUUUACAAAUAUAUAUAUAUAUAUCGGUAUAGUAUUAAUUAGAUACGUAUACUCUAAAAAUAAAAUGUUUAGUGUUAUAUUUGCCUAUUACAUAUAUUUUUUACUUAUUAGAUGUAACUAUAGGACUAUAGAUUCCGAAAUCUGCCUUUUGAUCUAUAAAUGUACAGAAAAUAUGCUAUGAUUUUACCAAAUUACACUUAUGUAUGAAUUGCAAAAUAUAUUUUCCUGUACCUAAAGGUUUCAACAAUAUCGAGAUAACAUUUAUUAUUUUUGUAUUUUGCGAUCUUGGUCAUCCCUUUUAGCCUUACUAAAGAGUCUGUUCCUUAAACUUUAUAAUUAUAUGUAUUAGCCUAUUGUAUCUAUAUAAAUAUAAUAUAUAAAUGAAUGUUUACUUUAUUCAAAUUAAUAAGUUGAUACAUACUUACCGGAAAUCAUUGUAUGUUCAAUAACCUGAUCGAGUUGGUAUUAGGUCAUUUACUCUCUGGAUAUUUUGUACACAUUAUGUAAUGGACGUGGUUGUUAUAAGCACCCAACUGGUUUCUUACGUUGACCACUUUCACUCAGAAAUCAUUCCGUAUACCAGGAUAUAAUAAUAUAAAAAUACCAUAAUAAAAAAAAAAAAAUGAUACAGAAACUUAAUGUUUUAGUUACCUAUUUAUUUUGAUUUCUACUUUUUACACCUACCUAUUUUAGUCCUAUGUAUCAAUGUAAAUUCAUUUCAUAUAUUAUACUUAUUCUAUACUUAAUUGUAUUGUUAAACUAAAGAUCAUGCACACGUGUGCUAAAAUAUUAUUAUUAGAGUUGGCAGAAUUUCAAAUCAUUGAAUUUAUAUUUUUAAAAUAUAAAAUCUAUUUUUUGUGGAAUUUGAAUAUGAAUUUUACCCAUCUCUGUUACCUGUUAGUAGUUAUUCAAUAGAAAUAACUGGUUGCAGUGCAGCGCGAUAUUGUGGUAGAUAGAUUUUUGUUUUUCACUAACAAAAAUUUAAAGAUUUUUUUUUUAAACAGGGUAAUAUAUAGAAAGGAGACAUCAAGUUUAAUUUGAUCUAAAUUAUAGUGAUUGGUAGUACUCCCUUUACUUCAUGAGUAUUUUAAAAUAGUUAUCAUUAAUGUUUAAAAUUAGCAUUAAUAACGAAUAUUAAACGGGUACAAAGUGAUAUUAUAACAACUGUAUUAUUUUGAAAGUAGGUAUAAUAAUUUAUUAUUUUCCUACAUUCUAAAAUAAUUAUUAUAUUACAUAAGAUAGCUCAUUAUGGUUUCUCUUUAAAUUUUAUUUUAUUCGGUUGUUUGCACAUUGUUAAAAAACUAUAUAUAAUGAAGUAAUAUAGGUGGGUAAUAAUAUCUUUAGUCGCCGAUUUCCUAGAAUGUUCAUCCACACAUAUAUUAUGUAGUAUGAAUAAAAAAUUAUUUUAAAUUUAGAUUUAGUCUUUUAAUUGAAACCUCCACACGAAAAUUUUUUUUAAAAAAUGCUUUUAUAAAAUAUUUUAUUAAACUUCAUAUUGUGAAACAAAAACAAUUCUAAUAAUUUUUGCAUUCUGGCUGACUUCGAAUUCGAUUAACAAAUUGUGUACAAUGCUUUGUGACGUCAUGCACGUAUGAUAUAUGUGACAUGCAUAAUUAUAUAGGUACAUGUAUGACUCUAAGAUAUGAGCAUAAAUACACAAUAACAAAAAAUUAUUUCAUUUGGUCAAAUUGUGUAUUAUACUCUCGAUAAAUUGUAAUAAAACAAAAAUAAUAAUAUCAGUAAUCAAUAACCAUACUAUAAUAUUCAAAUCAAAUUUUUUCUUAAACUAAGUAAAAUAAUUUGAUCAUAAUAUCGAUUUUUGGAUAAGUAACAAAUUUACAAAGUACGUGAUAAAAUUAUAAACAUUAUUUUGUAAUAAAAUAUUAUGUACACAAGUAUAUUGACCAUUCAGAAAAAAAAAAUAAUAAUAAUAUAAAUGUCGAUACCUAUUAUAAUUGACUACAUAAUAAUAUUGUUGUGUAACUAGUUUUUAUUAAAUAUCUUUUCUUUUUUUUUUUUAAACAUAUGCAUUAACAAAUAGACAAUAAUAUUAUACACAUAAACUUAUUAAGGAAUGCUAAUGUGUCCAAUAAUUAAUUACACAAUUGUAAAAUUUAAUUAAAAUGACGCCAUAUUUGCGUUUUUAUUUAGACCAUUAUCAUUGUCUUUUCGUUGGUGAUUUUUCGAUAUUUGAAUUUCUAAGCGAGAUACGAGUAGGUAUUUAAAAUAUCACGAUUUAAAAAUUCAAAUAUCGAAUGUAAAAUGAAAGGGGUACAAAUAAUAUUAUUAUAUUAUUCUUUUUAAGUUUGGUAAUUGGUCAAUUCACUCAUAAUUUAAAACUAACAGCACACAAUUUUCCUAAAUGAACCUAAAUUUGCAAUGCCAUGCGUUUAUAAAACUGUGACAAUAGAUGCGGUUGUGGUUUCCUCUAAAAGUGAUUUUUUUUUUUUACAAGUUCUAAAAUAGGUAGGUAAGUAUACCAGUACCUGGUUACUGGUGUAACAAUAAAUAAGUAUUUAGUAAAUAUAUAUUUUAUUUUUAACCUGAGCCAUAAUUACAGAUAAUAUUAUCUAUGCUACAAUGUUUUGUCCACAAAUGCUUACAUGCCAUUUUUUUUAUAUUACAAAUUUAGAUACCUGGAAAAAUAAAAUAAUGUAGUGUUCAUAUAUUUAUGAAAGAAGUACUCAAGGAAUUGUUCAAUCAGUAAAAUGAUUUAAUUAUUGUAUUAGUAUAAAUUCCGUUUCCUAAUUCUUUUUAUGCCGAUCUAAUAUUAUACUCCCAUCUAUACCUAAUAUAAUAAUUUUUGUUGGAAUAGUUAAAUUUAUUUGACAGAUUUUAAUCAUAGUAUAUGCAUAUUUUUUUUACACCUACCAUAAUUUAAAAUAUUAUGAUUCAUCAACUAUUAUCUCAAUGUUAUCAAUAAUUAUCGCGUACCUAAUAAGAAAGUAAUAGUACAAUUAAUAAAAAAUAUUUUUUUUUUAAAUUUAUGCGUGCGUUUUUUGAUGAUAUAACCUUGGUUAUGUUUGAGAAAUUUCAACUGAAUUAAUCUGUGUGCUACCUAGGUAUACGCAGUUAUAAUCCAUUACUCCAGUGAAGGUCUAACUAGGUAUUUAUAUUAUCUGUAGAAAUUAUUAAAGGUACCUAUAGUACACAUAGGUCCUCAAUACAUAAUUCUAUUUUUGAUGUUGAAAGAAUUGUUUAUUAUUAUUAGAGAAAUUUAUAUUAUGAAUGUAUCAGUGUUAAACAGGCACGUAGUCUGGAAUUUUCAAAGGGAGGGUGUUACGAAAAAAUGCGAAAUCUUUUUCAUUAUCACUAUUAAUUAAAUACUUAUUAGAGAACGUGCUUCGACACAUCAAAUUAGCGUUCUGUAGGGACAACUUUGUGCUAUUAAUUUUAAUAUUAGAGUCAAAUUGACCUACCUAUUUAUUAUUAUCAAACUUAAGGAUAAUAAUAUUAUCUGUACAAUAUUAGUGAUGAUUAUUCGACAUUUUAAUUUUCAAACAUUUUCUAUGAACAUUAUUAAAUUUUAAUAUUUCACAUAUUAUAUAUUAUUCAUAUCUCGUUUGAAAAUUAAAAUAUGGAAAAAAUAGCACCAACAUUAACACGAUAAUUUUCACUAUAAUAUUAAAACUAUAACAGCAUAGUAUUGUCCCUGCUACAAUAUAUUUAUGUCUUUCUCGAUGGAAAAAAUGGAAAUCUUAUUCAAUUAUAUUAAUAACUUUUAUAAAAAAUAACCAUAAACCACUAUCAUAGUUUGGGGCAUCAAUAAUAAAUAAUCUUUCACAUCACAAUUUGUUUAGUUUUCAGUACGAACAUUGUAAUGAAAUUUACAUAGUUAGCCACAAUAUGGCUACAUUGUAAAAUAAUUCAUUUUUUAUCAUUUUAUUACAUAUCUAUCUGUAUUAAAUAAACAUUGUCAAGGGGAGGGUUUUCGCUACGCCAUUGAACUAUUAAACUAUAAUGUUUAAUUUGCAAAUAUAUAAAUUAAAUACGGAAAACGGAUAAUUCGUCCCGGGAUAAUCUGUCUCCGUGAAAAAAACUCUGUAUGCGGACAAUCUUUCCCCGUCAUAAUUUUAUACAUGAACAUUCCGUCCCCGGUAAUAUUUUUUGCAACACGAUUUUAAAAGAUUGUGUUUUGAAAUAAUUUUAUGAAACCUAUAAGUGACACAGAAAAAAAAAUGUACCUAUUUGUUUUAGUAUCUACUUUUAAAAAUAUGAAAUUUUAAAUUAUUUAUGCAGUUGAAGUAUAUUAAUAUUAAUAAUUCUAAUUAUUUUAUUUUAUUUUAUUAAUUUUAUUUUUUAAAUUUGUAUAAUAUUUUUAUGAUUAUAUUCUGACCAUUUUGACUAUAACUUCUUUAUAAAUUCAAACUACCUUGUACACAUUGUACACAUUUUAUAAAAAAAACAACCUAUAUUAUUAUAUUGCAUUUUUUACGUUUCAAAAAUAUAAUUGUAUUAUAGUUUAGUAUUAAAAAUUGUAAGUGAUAAGUGACAAGAAAAAUGUUAGGAAAAAAUGUAUUAAAAUGUAAUCUUAUAAAAACAUGCUGAAAAAAAUUUAACGGGGACGGAUUGUCCCCAUUAGACGUUAGAGGAAGAUUUAUUAUCCUAGAUCCGUAUUUUUUGGAUCUAUAUGGAAUUAUUAAAUCAUAAUUAGGUAGGUAUUUAAAAUGUAAAUUAUGGAUUGAAUAUGAUGGCUAUGGUGGUAAAUAUAAAUGUAUUAUUUCAGAUGUGGUUUGUAAAGUGAUUAAUUUUAAACAAUUAUAAAUUAUCUAAUUAAAUACAAUACAAUAAUAAAGGAACAUAAUUUUAAAUGAAAAACGUUAAAUAUUUUCAUUAUAAUAUGAACUGUAUGCAUUUUUAUUUAUAAAAUACAAACAUAAUAAUAUAAUAUGUAGAUACAAAAGUACCUGCCUAUAAUAAAUUUAUAAUAUUAAAUUAUUUUUACAAUAUAUUAUUCUUAUACACAGUUAAUAUACAACAAACAAUUAUAUUGCAGGUGAUGUUUUGGUUAAAUAUAAAACUGUACUAACAUGGAAUUGCCUAGGAUGGCUUUAAGUGAUAAGUAUGGAGUCGAUAGGCCAGCAGCCAUUAUGGUCAGGGGAGCCUACAAGAGGUAUAAUCCACACAGCGUCGUCCUUAGAGGCCUUAACAUGACUGUACCCGAGGGCACGAUGUGAGUAAAAUAAUAUACCUACUUAAUCUAAUUAUUAUAACAUGUGGAUGGAAUUAUUUUGUUUAUUGUAAUGUAUACGCAUUCCAUAGCUAAACAAUUUGUAUUUUAUUUAAUUAUUUAGCAUAAAUGCAGUUUAUUAGUUCUUAUUCUCGUUUUAAAAUUUUUUUCAAAAUGUACUUUUUUUUUUUUUUUUUAAAUAGGUAUGUGUUUAAAUUUACUGAAUUUAAUAUUGUUUGAAAAUAGUGUUAUCCUUUUUAUUUUGUUCAGCAUUUUAAAUUCCGUAUUUUUGAAUAGGUACUGACUAGCAAAUCCGGCAAAUGUUAAUGAGUGGUUACUACACUGAUAAAACAGCAUUUAUUUUCGAUUAAAAGUCAAAAGGGCCGGUCUCACAUUGGUGAGGCUUAGAUUUACAUUUAUAGGACAUUUGGUUUCUUGUAGUAUUAGGUUGGAUAUUUCGGUUAAGUAAACUAGGUGUCUCCCGUCCCCGUCUCCCUCGGUUGUGACGAAGAGUGCCGCCCAGUAGUUUCAGCAAGCUGUCCCCCAAACGUGCGAUUGUUUGUUCUAUGUAUUAUAUAUUCUGUAUAGUGCCAUACAGUAUUAAAAUCUUUAUAACUCAUAAAAUCAUAUAUUAUGAACAUUUCUGAUUGCACAAUCACAUUCAGCAUUAAAAACCUAGCCCUUUCAAAAAAAUUUGAUUUUAAUUUUUUUUAGUAUAACAUCCAAAAUAAAAAAAGCUAAUAAAAAAAAACCGAGAUUGGGAGAUAAACUGCAUUUAUUCCAAUUAUUUAAUAAAUACUGUUAUUGUAAUUUAAACCUAAAUGACAUAAUAUUUUUAAUCUUAUUAAUCACUGAAUAAUAAAUCUAUUGUUAGUGUGUCAUUCAACUACCUAUAUAAUAUUUUCGUGUUAAGCGUUGAGCCAACACAAAUUGAAACUGAUAUAAUAUGUACCUACCAAUUGAUGAUUAGGUAUUUACUCACCUAAAUAUUAAAUUAUUGAAUGGGUAAUUAAUUAUUGUAAAUUAACGUAAUAUUUAAAUCAUCUCACAAGUAGAGUACCUACAUAAUUAGUAUAGUGUUUUCGUGUAGAACACUAGCAAAAGACAAAUUAUGUAUCUAUCUAAGUAUUAUACAUUGUAAAUUACAAUCAAUAGGAUUUUGUUGAACGAAUCUAUGUACAUAUCUAUGAUAUAAUAGUUGGAGAAAGGUGAUUAUCAUUUGACAACAACGUCAGGGUCAUUGAUGUAACACAGAAUAAAAAUAUGAUGUGCAUCGUUAUGUCCUUACAAAUUAUAUAUACUUUCUAUAUCAGAUUUGUUUUAUACUAGUAGUGGGUACUAAAUAAAAUUUGUUUAAAGGUAAACUUAUUUGAAAACCUCUAAAAAACUGUAUGUCAUUGAAGAGAAACUAUGUCCUAGUUAAAAACAAUAUAAACAUCGAUACACAUAUUUACAAAAAUGUAUUUUUAUUAAAGUACCUACAAGUAUUUUUAUUUAAAAAUUGUUUAGUAUUAUUUUAUAUCAUCAUGACAUUAUAUAAUUUUUGUAUUGUACUUAUUGUAACAAAAUGUAUGAAAAAAAAUUUCAAUGACUUGAAAAAUGUAUAAUAUGACUUAAUAUUGAUCAAGAGUUCAAUCAUUUAACAUUUACAAAAUUAUAAAAUAAAACAAUCUUUUCCAAUUAAAAAUGAAACAAUUUUUUUUUAUUUUCAGGAUGUUAUUAAGUAGAUAUGCAAUAGAUUUAUUAUAGAUCCAUUAAAUAAUUAAUACAACACGUAGAAUGAAAUAUCUUAUGUAUUAUUAGUUUUACUUAUUUUCAUUUUUUUUUCCGGCAUAUAGUUAUGGUCUUCUAGGCCCCAGUGGAUGUGGUAAAACUACUUUACUCAGUUGUAUGGUUGGGCGGUGUCAACUUGAUGCUGGGGAUGUACAAGUCAAAGCUAGGACGAAAACUAACAUCGGAUAUAUGCCUCAAGUAAUUAUUAAUAAUUAUUGUUGUUUAUUUUUAUUACAGGCAGAUAUACAAUAACAAAAUUAUUGAAUUAUACAUUUAUUAAGUACUUACCUAAUAUUUUUAUUUUAGGAACUUGCUUUAUACAAAGAAUUUAGCAUUAAAGAAACUAUGACUUAUUAUGGUCGGCUCUUUGGUAUGAGUCACAAACAAAUAGAAACCAGAACAUAUGAAUUAUUAAAAUUUUUAGAACUACCAAAUGAAAAAAGCAUUGUUAGUCGAUUAAGGUUAGUUUAAGCAAAAAUAAUAUUUACAUUGCUAAUUUUAUUGGCUUAUGGUUAUUAUUAAUAUAAUAUAAACUUAUGAUAAUUUACUAUUUUCAUUAUUUUAGUACAUUUAAAGUUUAUAAAAAAAAAAAAUAUUAGUUUAACGGUUUAUUAUUGAUAGUGGUGGUCAAGAAAGGAGAGUGUCAUUUGCAGUUGCAUUGCUUCAUGAUCCUCAACUUCUUAUACUAGAUGAACCUACUGUAGGUGUGGAUCCAGUAUUAAGUGCUAGGUUAGUGGACUACUGCAUACAGGUAUAAAUGAUUAUUAACAUAUUAUUAUUAUUAUAUUCUUGUGUUUAUAAAGUAUUUGGCAACAUCUCCUAGACAUGACAGCAAAUGGAAAUAAAACUGUUGUAAUCACCACACAUUAUAUUGAAGAAGCCAGACAAGCACAUACGGUUAGUAAUUUUUAGUGUUGUGAAUUUAUUAUUGAAAACUUAUUGCAAUGAAAGAUGGUGGUAUAGUACUCAUUUUUAAUAAAGGUUAUGAUUUAACUCAAAUUAUCUUAUAUCCAUCCUAUUUUAUGAAAAAAAAUUAAGUCGUUUAUUCUGAAGAGACCAAUAAAAAUUGAUCCAUUCAAUUAGAUAUUCUUGUAUAAAUUUUGUGAUUAUUUUUACACUAAAGAAAAAAUAAUUUUAGAUCAUUUUUAAUUGCACAGUAUAAAAAAAAUUGGUGUUUUUGUUACAACUAAUUAGAAUAUUAUUUUAUAUUUACAGAUUGGAUUAAUGAGAGAUGGUACAUUGUUAGCUGAAGAAUCUCCUAAUCAAUUACUUCUGAAACAUAACUGCUCUACUUUGGAACAAGCUUUCUUGGAACUUAGUAAACGUCAAACUAGAAGCAGUAUUAUGGACAGAGAAGACGAAAAUUGUGUAUGUAUAAGCUAUACACAAUUAAAUAUAUUUAUUUUAAAAACUAAUUGAUAGAAAUUGUAUUUAUUUUUAGUGAAAUACCUUACAUUAAUAAUAGGUAACUUAAAUUUAUUAAAACAAUCAUUAUUCACAAUUAAACCAAUAUACCACUAAUCUGAUUUUUGUUAUUUAUAAAUAUUAUUUAUAGUAGGUACAAUAGAAUCCAGUAUUAAAUUCCCAAUUUCCCCUAAAUGUAAUAUCCCAAUCUUUUACCCCUUUGCAACCCUCAUAUCCUCAAAUUUUGCCUUCACAUCUUAACCCCUCACCCAAAAACUCCUCUCACAUCCUUUUAUAACUUGUACAAGUUGAAAAGAUAGGAUAUCACUUAUAGGUAGGUACCUAUUUAUCAUAAAAAUAGAUAAGAGUCUGUAAACAAAUGCAAGAACUCGUAUUUUAAAUUUAAAAAAUCACCUAAUAUAUACUGUUAUAAAUAGGAAUAAUUCCCGAAUAGCCUUGCUUGUAACAAAUUAAAUAUCCAUAAAUAUCAUUACUUAGGUACUUCCACUACCAAUCUCACAGUUUUCUACACCUCCCUCACAUCCCUCGUAAGCCUCAUAAGGGUUGGUGAACUCAUUUAGUAAUAACUACUAAGUAAUAACUCACUAGUAAUAAUAGAUAUAAUAGAUAGGCAACAUUUACUAUAUAAAUCUAAUAAAGUUUUAGUAUGUUAUCAUGACCAUACCCAAAUGAUAAGCUUUGAGGUAAUAUAUUUUUUAAUGCUACUUCAUGGGUAUUUAUUAUGGAUAGCUUAUUCAUUCUAUACUACAGAUGGUAUGAUAUUAAAAUUAUUUUUUGACAUAUUAAAAAAAAGUUUAUUCAGCAACUUAUCAGAUGUGGUUCUCUAAUCCUCUAUACCCUCCACUAAGAAUAAUCUCUCAAUUCUGUAAUUUUUUAUUGGAAUCGAUUAAGUAUCUAUAAACCAAACCAAUACUGACUUUGAUUAUGUACAAAUAGAUUCAGUUUUAAUAUUAUUAUUUUUAUUUUUUAGAAUAUUGAAAUGUAUCCUGUACCAGCUAGAAAACCAUUGCCACCACUGAAACCAGAUAGUAUUUGUUCAAAGAUGCGAAUUUUAGCACAGUUAUUGAAAAAUUUUUAUUGGAUGAAAAGAAAUAUACCGUACUAUAGAUAAAUAUUAAUAAUUAUCUUCAUAAAUACGCAAUUAUAAAUCAUUAAUGAUUUAAGUUUAAAAUGUCUUCUAUUUUUAUUAACCAUUAUUAUAUUAUCAUAAACAUGUAAAUUAAAAUAUAUAUAAUAUUUAUUGUUGCGUAUAAGAAUUAUACUUACAAAAUUAAUUAAAUAUUUCACAUAAUAAUUUAUUUUGGUUAUAUUUUUUUAAAAUUAUUUUAUAGAAUCAUGUGUUUCCUAAUGAUAUUACCUGUUGUUCAAUGCUACUUGUUUUGCACUUGCAUUGGCCGUGAUCCACAAGGGCUGAAAUUAGGAGUGGUCAAUGAAGAGCUUAAAACUGGAAUGUCAAAUUGCAGUAAUUAUCUUGCCAGAGGAUGUAAUUUUAGUGUACCAUUAAGUUGUCGGUAUUUACAAAAUUUAAAGGAUAAAAGUUAUAAAUUGGUUAGUGUUAUUGUCUACAUACAUAAUUCAUCAAUAAAAAUGUAAAUAUGAUUGUUAUUUUUAAACAGGUAGACUAUGAUUCUUUAGAUGAAGCAAAAUUUGCUGUCAAAAAAAAUAAGGUUUGGGGAGUGUUAUAUUUUGAAGACGGUUAUUCUGAAUCGCUUGGUGCACGGAUUCAAGAGCCGGACAAUUUGACAGAAAGGGUUUUAAAUAUCAGUGAUGUCAAUAUAUGGCAAGACAUGUCUAGUAAUGCAUAUUAUAGAAUUAUUAUUAUAAUGUACCUGCAAUAUUUUGAAUUGUUACAAAAUAAUUGAUUGAUUAUUGUGGUUUUUUUUUUUAGACCAAUAUGUGAGUAAUCUAUUACGAAGAGAUAUGCUCUCAAGGUAUGUACUUUUCUUACAAAGUGUAUUCAGAGAUUGUGAAUGGCCUGUGGCAUUGGCUGAUAUACCACUUAAGGUAUUAAUUAAUAAAAAAAUUUAUUAUAAUCUAAUAUAAUAGCAUUAAUUUUUGAUAUUGAUAAUAUUUCUUUGUUUAGAUGGAAGAUGCAGUUUAUGGAAAUAACAACCCAAGUUUCGGGCAUUUCACAGCGCCAGCCAUUAUAUCACUGUUAGUUAAACUUUAUAAUAAUACAUAUAUCUAAAUAUUUGCAUUAUUAGUUUUAUAGUAUUAACUAUAAUAUGUGGGCAUUUAAUAUUUUAAAUUAAAAUGAACAUACCUAAACAAAAAUUAAAAUAAUAAUUCAAUCUGUUAUUAUUUUGUCAAUAGAUUUGAAUUUUACCUUCCUAUGGUAUUCACUGUGGGAGCAAUACUAAUGGAAAAGAUGGGAGGGUUAUUGGAAAGAAGUCUAGUUGCCGGUAAUUAUUUAAAUACCUAUUUAUUUUAUAUUCAUUAUACUUAUUGUGAUUAUAACUGUAAAACUGUAAAUUCAUUGAAACAUUAUUAUUUGAAGGCGUGACAGUGACAGAAGUAUUGUUAUCUCACAUUGUAGUCCAAUAUAUUGUUUUGAGCGUUCAAACCGCUUUAAUGAUGUUGGUACUGUUUGUGUUCUUUGACAAUCCAAUGGUGGGGAGUUUGGUUUGGACACUAUCAUUGCUCUUCUUGACUGGGACCAGUGGAAUGUGUUAUGGUAAGCAACUGCAAGUAAAUACAUCAGAUGAAUCAGUUCAUAUGAACUUUUAGUACCUAAUUAUAGCUAAUAUACAAAUAUCCAAAUAAUAGUAAUGACUUCUAUAAGUAGAUACCAAUAAAAAAGUUUCUCGUUGGUAAUUAAACUUGUUUCACACACUAACUUCUUCUAAACCCAUUUAUAAUAUUAUAAUAUAAUAUAUAUAAUAUAAUAUAUAUAAUAUAAUAUAUAUAAUAUAAUAUAAUAAUAAUAAUAUUAUAAUAUUGUAAUUUUUUUUGGACCUAAGUUUUAAAUUUAUAAAUAUUUUUUUGAUUGAAAAUAGGGUUUAUGGUGUCAGUAUUCUGUAACACAGACACGUCGGCCACAUUUAUGGGGUUGGGAAGUUUCUUCCCUCUAGCCAUGCUCAGUGGAAUGAUAUGGCCAUUGGAAGGCAUGCAUUGGCUACUGAGGUCAAUUGGUUGGAUUUUGCCAAUCACUUUGUCAACAGAGUCGUUUAGAGCCCUGUCUGCCAGAGAUUGGUCAAUAACACAUCCCACAGUAUAUAAAGGAUUUUUGUCCGCCUCGGGUUGGAUUGGUGUAUUUAUGCUCGUUACCAUAAUCGUAGUGAAAAAAAAUAAUGGCCUUCGAAAUGUAACAAAAUAAUAAUUGUAAUUAAAUUGUACAUAAAUGUAUUAUAAAUUGUAGUGUACAAGUUAAAAUUAGGUGUUUGUAGUGUCGAACAGUCCAAAAUUUAUAUAGUUUGUAUUAUUUAAAAUUCAUCACGUAAUGUCAACCUUAUUACCUACCUACUAAUUUCUUGGUUAUUUAAUAAUUAGUUACUACCUAUAUUUUAUAGAAUUACCAUUAAUAAGUUAUGAAAAUAUUACCUACAUAUUGUUAUAAAUUGUAAUUUUAUUGAUCAUUGUAAAUUACCCAUUUAUAUUUGGUAUAAUUUUAUUCUUUUAAUGACUUUAUUGUAAUACUUAGAAAGCUUUUAGAAUUGUGACUUUUGUACCGCACUUAUACAUAUUAAAGCAAACAUGUCUAUUGUAGAUGCUUACCCAUCACGUUUUGGGUAGUUAAACAACGUAAUUACCAAAAUACUUACAUUUUUACGACUAAAGUUAGGUAACAUUAUUACGUAAAAUAAAUUUUGACAAUAGAAAUACGUCAAAUACUUGAAAAAUGUCUAAUUUUCUAUUUUGAAUUGGUUUUAAUAAAAUCGAUAGACAAGAUAAAGUU
This is a messenger RNA of Cinara cedri, 12788 nucleotides long. Lineage: Eukaryota; Metazoa; Arthropoda; Insecta; Hemiptera; Aphididae. The record is from the annotation of a GenBank genome assembly.